Messenger RNA from Anolis carolinensis (green anole), 3035 nucleotides. Its product is annotated as RING finger protein 151. The record is from RefSeq and is a predicted model, not a curated record. The transcript has 6 exons. Gene Ontology annotation, molecular function: zinc ion binding. Lineage: Eukaryota; Metazoa; Chordata; Lepidosauria; Squamata; Anolidae. Bases 116 to 982 code for a protein of 288 amino acids.
CCUAUCCUCUGGGUUGCAGCGGGGGGCGGGACCUACACGUCACUCAAGGAUCACUUGGUGGAGAGAACGUUGCUGCAGAAGUUCUUUAAAGAGCGGGACAAAAGUAUUUCAGAAAAUGGGUUAUGACACUGAGCGCUUUGUGGGUUACGUAAAUGAAGGACUGCUGUGCUCUAUCUGCCGAGAUGUUUUGGAAGAGGCGCUGCAGGCUCCCUGCGAACAUGCCUUCUGCACUUCCUGCAUACAUGGGUGGCUUGUCCAUCACAACAACUGCCCAGAAGAUCGCCAGCCACUUGAUCUAACUGUCCUUCGGCCACUUUACAGGUAUAUGAAGAACGAUCUGAAUCGGCUUCAGCUUCAUUGUAGAAACAGAGAAUGUGGCUGUGAAAUGGUGUGUUCUUUGGAAUCCAUCAGCCGACAUGAACAUGAGUGUGUAUACAGCCAGAUUCCCUGCUCAAACAGUGGUUGCCCAGUUCAAGUUGAGCGGCGCCACUUGCACAGCCACUUGGCAGUGUGUGAGUAUCGGAGCCGUGAGUGCCCCAAUGGCUGUGGGUAUGCCAUGCUCAGCACAGACAGCAGCGCACAGCACAACUGUGUUGCAGAGCUGAGGACAGAGCUAGAACUGCUCAGGUCAGAGAUGAUCUACCGAGUGGAAGAAGCAAAACAUGAGAUAGAAUCUCGCUUAGAUUCUCAAAGGAGGCAUAUGGUGCAAAAAGAGAGCCUUUUGCAAAAUGAAAUUGAAAUGUUAAAGAGUCAGAUGUCUAGAAUGAUGUUUGACAUACAGACGCUGAUGGCGACAGAGAGGCAACACCGUCAGCAGCUGGAACAGGCUGAGCUGGAGAAACAGGAACUGCUGGAGUUAAUGAAGGGUCUCCAGAAAGACUGCCGGUUGACUAGGGAUGGAAGCAAGAAAGCAACAAACCUCCGACCUUUGACACGGCUGGAAAGUUUGAAACGCAAGCCCCGGGAGAUGACUGUCCUAUAAGCAGAAAGCAGCUUUCAAACACUUGCUUUCACUGAACAGUUGGAACAACUGGAAUUCAAAGCCCUCCUCAAUCUGUAUUUGAACUUAUGCCUGUAAAGAAAAGCUGAUAAGAAAAGCAACAUAACUCUAUAUCUAAACGAGGUCUAAGUACCUUGGUGCUUGAUUUUGUAGGAACUUCUUGAUUUCUUUGGGUUUCUUUAUUUCCUUUCCACAUAGAAUACGUUGUGGAGGAUAGCACUUUUAGGAUUUAAGUGUUUCAGGGAGUAAAUUAGUAAUUUAAUGUGUGAAGAUUUUUGUAUUCCUUCUUACACAAAUAUGUAACAAAACUUGUAUUUCCAUUGCAUGCAGUUGAGACUUUUCCCGCCAUUAUAGACAUACUACCAUAGUUUAUCAAAGUCUCAUAGUUAAUGAGUCUUUUUAGUGCAAGCAUUAUAGGAAUAAAGCCAUAAAAUGAUUUUGCAAAAAAAUUAGAAAAUGAAAAAAAUACCUUUCAGUGGUGCGUUCACUAGAUGGCAAGUGCUUUGUUUAUAGCACCAGGUACAGUAGAGUCUCACUUAUCCAACAUAAACAGGCCGGCAGAACGUUGGAUAAGCGAAUAUGUUGGAUAAUAAGGAGAGAUUAAGGAGAAGCCUAUUAAACAUCAAAUUAGGUUAUGAUUUUACAAAUUAAGCACCAAAACAUCAUGUUAUACAACAAAUUUGACAGAAAAAGUAAUUCAAUAUGCAGUAAUACUACGUAAUUACUGUAUUUACAAAUUUAGCACCAAAAUAUCACGAAGUAUUGAAAACAUUGACUAUAAAAAUGCGUUGGAUAAUCCAGAACAUUGGAUAAGCGAAUGUUGGAUAAGUGAGACUCUACUGUAAUUAAAAAGUUACCUCAACUAUUGUAAUAGAAGUAAUUUGUAAAUUUCAAAAGAAAAUAUUUUGACUGGUUCACAACAUAGGCUUAUGAAUCAGAGGAAUAAUCCCUUUUGAUCAGGUUGAACAAAAAUGUAAAUUUAGCUUUGAUUUAAAGAGAAUACAUUUUGGAAGUGCCUUUUUUAAAACAUAAUAAACUUUUGGUGGAUAGAUAGAUAAAUAAACCAAAGAUUUUGUGGUAGGCUAGCAUUGAAGAUGUAAUCUUUUUCAAAUCAAGUCAUACUGCCAAGGAUCAGAUGAGACCUUAUAUGCAAACAAUCUUCAUUCCUUUUGCUAAAACAUGUUGUUUGUUCAAGGUCUUCUGUUAACUCAGGCCUACAGUUGUUUUCAUUUUUUAAAUUAUGCCAUUUUUGACUAGAAGUGGUGCAAUAUUUGGUUCCUAGUCCUGAAGAAUAAGCACCUAAGUUACAGAGAGAUGUUUGUCUCCUUAAACAAUAGCAUUGAAUCUUACCUCCAGUAGCUUAAAAGAAGUUAUUCCUAAUAGCCAUAAAUAAUUAGGUCAUAGUAUUAUUAAGUCUGGAAUGUCAGUAGGUAAAGGAUUGUAGCACUUUAGAGACUGAGAAAAAGCUGGCAGCAGAAGCUUUAAUGAACUCCUCACAUUCAUGGAGUGAAGUGCUGAAAACAGACCUUUAUUAUAUGUAUGAAUACCCAUAGAAAUGCAUAACUAGGCACUUCUUUCCAUGUAUCUAAAGUAGUAGACUUAAGUUUAUGAAAGCUUAUGCUCUCAAUUUCCUUUUCUUAUCCUGUAAGGCACUACAAUAUCUCUCGUUGCAUAUAUAAAUGCUUAAGACUCCUGAGAAAUUUAAAACAGCAUUGUACAAUUGUAAGGUGUUUUCUCCUGUCAUAAGUGCAUUGUCAAGAAAUCCUUCUAUGGCUGUGUGAGGUUAGUAGAUGAGCUAGCCAGCCUUCCGAAUACAAGUGUCAAUAAUGCUUUUCCACUGUAUGCUGAACCAGGUGUGUCAGAAUGGGAAAACAGUGGUGCACAGUAGCACUUAGGGUUAACAUGUCUUCCAGCAUUAUAAUUACUACAAAGUGCCAUAGACUGAAACUAUUAGAUGUAAAAGAAUUGUGACCAUUUUUGGAGAGGUUAAAUUGCUAGAAAAUAAUGUUUGCAAGCUAAUAAAGUAUUAACAUAG